Acaulospora colombiana is the source of this 269-nucleotide messenger RNA. The record is from the annotation of a GenBank genome assembly. Lineage: Eukaryota; Fungi; Glomeromycota; Glomeromycetes; Diversisporales; Acaulosporaceae.
AUGAGAACUGCAAUUUCUAUGAAUGACAUGAACCCGAGCAUGCCAGCGACCAUGAACACGGUCAACACUUUUGAUCGAAAUAAAGAAGCUUCCUCAUCGAUCACCACCCAAAGUUUAUCGCGACCCGCCAACUCUUCCCGCAGGACGGGUCCCUGGGAACCUCAUGAGGACGAAAGAUUACUGGCAAUUGUGGCAGAGUUAGGCGUUAAGCAUUGGAAGCUGAUUGGCAUCAGACACGGCUUAAGGGAUGGAAAGCAAUGCCGCGAAAG